Molecule: messenger RNA, 2493 nt
Organism: Neltuma alba
Lineage: Eukaryota; Viridiplantae; Streptophyta; Magnoliopsida; Fabales; Fabaceae
Product: putative disease resistance protein RGA4
Exons: 1
Coding region: 1-2493 (830 amino acids)
Molecular function (GO): ADP binding; protein binding
Source: RefSeq, a predicted model, not a curated record
AUGGACGCCAUCGCUGGGAGUGUUUUUCAGGGACUAACCUCUUUGGCUCUUGAAGAGUUCAAAUUGCUGUGGAAUGCUAAACAUGAUGCAGAAAGGAUGAAGAACACGAUCCUUGCCAUCAGAGCUACACUGUUGGAUGCAGAGACAAGGGCCAACAACAACCAUCAAGUCAGCUUUUGGCUUUCCAGGCUGAAAGAUGUCCUCUAUGAUGCAGAUGACCUGCUUGAUGAUUUGUCCACUGAAGCUUUGAGGAGGGGAACCAUGACCAGAAACAAGGUGGCAAAGAAGGUAUGGAUCUUCUUCUCAAAAUCAAACCAAGUUGUUCAUAAUCUUAAGAUGGCUCAUAAAUUGAGGAAACUCAGGGGAAGGCUGGAUGAAGUUGAUGAUGAAAAGAAAAAAUUUCAUUUGAUUGAUCACCCUCCUAAGCCUCUCCCUUUACUUGAGCAACAAACAGACUCUUUUGUGCAAGAAGAUGAAAUCACUGGGAGAGAGGAGGAAAAAGAUUUGAUUUUACGUUAUUUGUUAGACAGUAAUGUAAAAUCUAGUGUUUCAAUUAUUCCUAUUGUUGGAUUUGGAGGGUUAGGCAAGACCACACUUGCUCAAAUUGUGUACAAUCACGUGGAUGUUCAAAAACAUUUUGGGUUGAAAAGAUGGGUUUGUGUGUCUGAUGAAUUUGAUGUAAAACAAAUAGCACAAAAGAUUUUAGAGGAAAAAAGUUCAAAAGAGAUGGAGGAAGUGCAACAAGAUCUUAGAAAAUUAAUAGAGGGGAAGAAGUUUUUGAUUGUCUUAGAUAAUGUGUGGAAUGAAGAUAUUGAGGUUUGGUAUAAGAUGAGAUGUUUACUAACCAUUGGAGGAGAGGGGAGUAUGAUAAUUGUUACCACACGUAGUAAGAAGGUGGGAAAGAUGAUGGGCACCUAUCCGCCAAUUAUCCUUAAAGGUUUGGAUAGUGAGAGAUCAUGGGAUUUGUUCUGUAGAAUGGCUUUCGAAGGGAGUAAAGAGUCAAAUGAUAAGGAGUUGUUAGAAAUUGGGAGGGACGUUGUAAAGAAAUGUGGAGGAGUCCCUCUUGCUAUUAGAGCUGUUGGAAGGCUUGUGUAUGAUAAAACUUUAGAAGAAAUCACAGAUUUGUCAUACUUAAGGAACUGUGAGUUUUGGAAAGAAGAUAAGUUGGAGAAGAGAAUCUUUGCUGUGCUUAAACUCUCUUAUGAUCAUCUUCCUUCACCUAUGAAAAAUUGUCUUGCUUUUUGUUCAUUGUUCCCAAAAGAUUUUAGAUUCGAGAAGGAAACACUAAUUCAAAUGUGGGUCGCCGAAGGAUUCAUUCAAUCAACUAAUAAGAUAAGGUGUGAGGAAGAUGUUGGGAAUGAAUAUUUUAUGAACCUACUUUCAAGAUCCUUCUUCCAAGAUGUCUUAAGAUAUUCAUAUGGCAUACAGUCAUGUAAAAUGCAUGACCUUAUUCAUGAUUUAGCACAAUUUGUAGCAAAGGAUGAGUACUUUAUCAUCAAGGAAGGAAAAAAAGAAAGUGCUAAAGAGACAACACGUCAUUUGUCAUAUCAUGUGCCAAGAAAUGAUUGGGAAGUUCCAACUUCCUUCCUCAAGUUUAAAAAAUUGAGAACAAUGCUCUUGCUCACCCAGGCUUUUUCUUGUCGGAUGGAUCAUCGUGUUUUUGAUUUGGUUGCAUCAAAAUUGAAAUCCUUACGUGUUUUGAGCCUAAAGAAUUUGAGAAUUACUGAAAUUUCAGAAAGCAUUGGAAAACUGAAGCAUCUGAGAUUUUUUGAUCUUUCAUGUAAUGAUAUUAUCCAGCUCCCAAGAACUAUUACCAAACUCCACAACUUGCAAACCUUAAACCUCAGUUUGAAUCCAAUUCGAGAAUUGCCAAGAGACAUUAAUAAAUUAGUAAGCUUGAUGCAUCUUAAUCUUAUGUAUUGUGAUGAUUUGGAAUGGAUGUCAAGUGGUUUGGGGCAAUUAACUUCUCUUCGAACCUUGACAUAUUUUGUGGUAGAUGAUCAAGAGAUGCAUGAGAAAAGGGGAAGUGCAAGGAUAAGUGAAUUGGGAGAGCUUAACAACUUGAGAGGGAUUCUAACAAUAAGUGGGUUGAAACACCUGAGGUCAAACCCUGUAAAGGUCGAGUCUGCAAGAUUACAAGAGAAGCAACAUCUGCAGGAGUUAUUAUAUUAUUGGGACACACUCCACUCUCCGAAUGGUGAAUUGUCUAAAGAUGCUUUUGACGAACUGAUUUUAGAAGAGCUUCAACCUCAUCAUACCAUCAAAGGUCUAAGCAUUACAGGAUUUCGGGGGGAAAGGUUACCAGAGUGGAUUGGAAAUCUGGUGCAACUGCAAUAUCUUCGGCUCCAGGAUUGCAAGUACUUGAUGUCACUUCCUGAAGGUCUUCAUAAUCUCACAGCAUUACAAUCACUGAGCAUACACAGAUGCCCAUUGUUGGCCGCUGAUGAUGUUCGGCAAAAAGUUGCUCAUCUUCCAAAUGUGGACAUUAAAUAA